CCCCGCUGCUGCCCUCCGCUUUCGGUUCACGCUCUCCCGGUGUAGCCCGCCCGAUGGGUGUGGAUGGGCGUGCACCGCCUUCACCUGCCGCGCCGGGAGUAGUGGCUGGAAGCAGCAUCCCUGCUUCACCGCCACUUGUUGAAGUGGGCCAGUGCAGUGCCGUUUUAACCAGUGAUUCAGUUAAGCGCUGGGCUGCUCCCUAAAGGUUGGCGGUUCGAACCCACCCAGCGGCUUCGCGCAGAAAGACCUGGCGAUCUGCAUCGUAAAGAUUACAGUUUAGAAAACCCCAGGGGCAGUUCUGCUCUGUCAGCAGGGUCGCUAUGAGUUGAAAUCGAUUAAACGGGCACCAACAACAGCAUCAGAUGAAAGCCAAUUAAAAGUUGUUUUAGGAUUCCUUAUUCUAUUCAGCUCUGGCACUAACGCCUUCUACCUUAUCGAUCAUCUCAAGAUGUGGUGGCAAAAAGUAUAUGAAUCAAAACCAGGAUUGAAAAAAACAAUUUGAGGGUCAAGGUGUAGACUGCCUUUUCGACUAAGCCAGGAGGAACAAUUUAGUCUCAUUUCAAAAAUCGGUUUCUGCAGCUGGGGUGAAAGCAUAGUAAGGUACAAGUCGUAAGUGGAGAAUGCAGAGCUCUAGAUAGCCUUCCGUGUGGUUCAGAACAGUGUGUACAGCGUUUGGCCGCCAUUCAGUAAAUUCUGCAUGAAGCAGUUUGAGCUCGUGGUUUUGGAUUUACUUUUCAGGAGUAUGUUUUCCAGUGGAAUAAGGUUUAGCAUUGAACAGGAGCUUUCUUUGCCUUUCUGAGGGUAGACUCAUACAGGAGUAUUUAUUUUUAUUGUCUUUGCAUUUUGUUAGAUUGUGGACAGGGAAAAAGUUAAGGCAUAUUUUGGUUAAGUAUUUUUAAGUCUGUGGGAGUUCCAUUCCCAUCCCCCCCACCCCCCCAUGAAUAAUUUUACUUUAGAGGAUUCUAGUAGCUGCUUCUCUUGGGGUUUGAAUCAAAACGCAAGGAUAGACUUCAAAAAAUUCUUAUUCUGGCAGAAUUUUUUUUUUUCUGUCAUUCUCGCAUUUAUCAUUUUCUGUUUGUCUCUUUCCCAGCUGACUUCUGCCUAACAAUCUGCAAUUAUGGCCUUGACCAGUUUAGGAUAUCUAUAGAAAUAAUAUAUUUUUAAAACUUGGGUUAUUAAUAACACUCGUCAUUCCUGAGAAACACGUAAUUUAGUUUACUCAGUUUUUUUUCUUCCUGUGUGUCUUGUUUGACAUCCUAUUGGAUAUGAUUUACACUUGAGAGAUUUAACUUCUUAGGAACAAAGUUACUAAUUUUGAUUUAGAUUAGUUAUGCUACUUUUUAGUGUUUCAUUUUGAAUGGUAAUUUACCUGUUUACCUAGUAACAUCAUUGAAAGGUGAAUACUUUAGCCACCAGGUUAUUCCUGACUGAGAUUUAAAAAAGUAUGUAUCAAAGAUGGUCUUUCAAAUGUCUUAUUUCUCUAAAACACCAGGCUUAUAUAUUGUGAGGUCUUUCUCUUUCCAACACUUAGUUAUGGGAGUUUGGGGUAAAUUUCUUUUUCAAAACAAUUUUAACCAGUUCAAAAAUGAAAAGCUUAAAAUAUUGGAUUAAACAAUUAAAUCUUCAAUUUUCUGUUUAUUCUUGGAUUGGAAUAGAUUACAUAUUUUUGAUUUUUUUCCUAAAGACUUCUCAGUUUAGAGUGAUUUAGUCCAAAGAAAAGCAGACAUUUCUUUCUAUAGCUGUAGAAGAAAGUACUGUUAUUAAAAGCUGAGUUGGCUUUUUAAUAUUUAGUGAGGAUACAUUGAUUGAAUAGUUACUCCUUAUGUAGACUGGGUUCUAUUCUGUAUAAACAGUUGUAAAGAAGCUUAUAAGACUGGGGCUCUAGUUGUUUUUAGAGAUUUAUAUAAUUGUUCUUUAAAGUGUAUAGGAGUAUGUUACUUUAAAUACUGCUAAGUGUAAUAGAAGUUUACAAUCCUUGUCCUGUGAUGAAUAAUUAAAUAUCAUAAGUUAAAGUUAUAUUUUGUAGAAUUAUUUACACAAAGACAUAUUUUAGAUGAUUUAAAUAUAAAAGUAUCUUUUAAUUAAAGGCUCAUCUUAAAAUUCAGUUUUCAGAUCAUUUAAUUACUGAAUUUUGUCCACUUUAAUUUGUGGUAGACUAUGUUAUCAAAUUAUCAGCUACAUUUCAGUUUCAAAAUUAAUCAUAACUUGAAUUCUCACAUCUAUGCAAUAAACAUUGGGAAUGUUUACCCUCAGAUAUGCCUUCUUUCGAGCUGGGGGUGUGUAAAUAAUUUUGAAUGAAUAAAGCUACAAAAAACAAGAACUUAUAUUAAAACAGCUAAAUUACAAGAAUAUCAAAUGAUACUGUUUCAGACAUUAAUACUGCUUUAUUUAACAGUAAUAUGCUUGUUGUACCUGGCAUUAAGGGUAUCCUCUAUAGACCCUUAAUAUAAUUUUUCACAAUUACUAAGGAAGAACCUAUAUUCUGCAUAUUCUGGCACACUAAAUCUGUAAUUAUUUAUGCCAAACAAUUAAUUAAGUGCAUUUUAUACUUCUGAAACGAUUUAAACUUUCUAACCUAGCUGAUUAGUAAUUAGAUUUUGUUUUUUCAGCAUUUUAUAUUUCUAACUUUUUAUAGCACAUUUUUAGUGUAUCUUGCCACUCCUUGGAAACCCUAUGGGGCAGUUCUACUCUGUCCUGUGGAGUUGCUGUGAGUCAGAAUUGACCUGACGGCAACGGACUGGGUUUUUGGUUUUUAACUUCUGAUAUUAUAUCCCUAAAAGUGAAAAGAAAAUUAAAUCUAUAUGCAUCAGAGACUUGUUGGACAGUGGUAUGUAAAUCACAUAACUAUUGUUUUAAAAACAAUAACCACUUAUGUGUGAUUUAAUUUGCAAAUAGGAUGUUUAAUUACUGUGCAAAAGUAUAAUUUUACCAAAUGAAACAGGUUAAAAUAAUAUAUAAUAGGGCCAUAUGUACCCUUGUAAAUGUAAUCUUUGUAGCUAAUGGGUUACUAAGGAUAUUUUAGCAAUAUUUAAAAUUCCAGUACUGCAAAAUAAUUCAUACAUCUUACAGUUUGUUAUAGUGAGAGUUGACCUGCGUUUGGCUGCAAUUUAAACAUGUAAGUCUCAAAUCCUUAAGUGAGGCAGGUCCUUUUUAUGCUUAAUUAAAUAUUUACUUCUAGUCUUUUGGAAAAUAUUUGGUUAAAGAGAGUAAAGGACCACCAGAGGGAGUGUGGGGUCUACACAUUUGGUGUACCUGUUUUCUGCCCUUGAUCUGGAAGAAUAUCAUUUAAAAAAUAAAAAUAAAAUUUUAUUUUGGUUCUGUUAAAACAAGCAGGUAAAAGAUAUUGAAAAGUUGGGGAGUGUAGCUGUUUGGAUGUGCUGUCAUCUUUUGUAACAUUUACUUAAUCAAGGCUAUUUUCUUCUUCUUCUUUUAGAAAAAGGUGUGAUUAUUUGAAAAAUAAAACGGUGUAUUUUCAGAGUGAAAUAAUGGGAUUUUAAGUAAACAGUCAUACAUUUGUAAAACUUAGGGAAUGCUAAUCCAGAUGCUAGGGUUAAGAUUUGUAAAAUUUAUAUACUGUGGAAUAUACCGUGGACUGCCAGAAGAACGAACAAAUCUGUCUUGGAAGAAGUACAGCCAGAAUGCUCCUUAGAAGCAAAGAUGCCAAGACUUCAUCUCACAUACUUUGGACAUGUUAUCAGGAGGAAUCAGUCCCUGGAGAACGAUAUCGUGCUUGGUAAAGUAGAGGGUCAGUGAAAAAGAGGAAAACCCUCAAAGAGGUGAUUUGACAUGGUGGCAGCAACAGUGGACUCAAGCAUAACAACGAUUGUGAGGAUGGCACAGGACCAGGCAGUGUUUUGUUCUGUUGUGCAUAGGGUCGCUAUGAGUCAAAAGUGACUCAAUGGCACCUAACAACAACAACAACAACAAGGUUAAGAUUUGUAAAAUUUAGGGAAUAAAAAAAAUUUUUGCAUUUGUAAAAGUUAGGGCAUAGCCAGAUGUUAGGGCUUUAAGGGAGCCCUGGUGGCGCAGUGAUUAAAGCGCUUGGCAGCUAACCAUUAAGAAUGUAGUGUAUUUGAUUAUGUUUUUGAAAUUGCUUAUUUUUUGGAGGGAGGAAUAAAAGGUGAAGAAAGACUAAAGAAUAAAUGAGGUGUCUUCCCUUUUGUAGUUGCAAACCCUUUCUAAUGAAGGCAAUGGUAAAUUUCUAGAACCAUUUGUACCAUUCUACCUCAGUCUUGGCUAUUUAUAGAUGAUAACCAAGGAGCCACUUCUAGUCCCCUGGAAAUGCUCAUCUGAUUGUCAAAAGCAGAGUGGCAAAUUUCAAACUGAUCUCUUAAAAUACUAGAUUUGUGUGUGUGUUUCUCAGUGUUCCUAUCUCUGGAAAUUAAAGACCCUCCUUUACUAUCAGCUAAAAAUUACACAGUGGAAUUUGAAAGUCAAAAUGUCUCUGUCAUAGACAGAGUGAGUCUUUAUCAGAAUAUAUUCUGAAUGAGGCUGGAAUGUUCUUUGCCCAUGUUAAAUAUUAACCAGUGAAAUUAUUUCCAUGUUUAACUUUUUAAAAAACCAAGACAAUAAAACAAUCCUGUAAUCUUAACACAUAUUUUGUUUUUUGCCCCAGCAUAAAAAAUUAUUAUAUGGUGGAAUAUAGUAACAGUUUUUUUUUUUCUUUUUAUAAUGUUUUGAAAUUCUGGUUUGGGAAGGGAUAUUUACUAUAAAAAGAAGGUGUUUCAUUGAAGCAGAACAGGGUAAUUUACAUGGAGAGAAAUUUGUUUCUCUUGAGUUAUUCUUAGGUUAAAACAUAAUACUAAGAAAAAUUGAGGCUAUCAUUCCUAUCUUGGAUUUAUUUUCACUAUGAACUUCAUAAGUUUUUAAAAAAAAAUCUGUGUUGAUCCUAGAUUAACUUCUUGAAUCUGUUCAAUCUCCAGAAGAUACAUACAUAUAUCUUUUACAUUGUAUAUGAUUGUAUGUAUAAUUGCUAUAUGUAUAUGUGUGUAGAUUAAUCUAUUCAGCUAUCCUGCAUUUCCCAGAUUUAUUUAUAUGUGAAAUCUUUUUUAAAAAUGAAAAUCUUAUUGCACCAAGAGGAAUGAAAGUAUAUGUCUACAAAAAGACUGAUAUAAGAAUGUUCAUAGCAGCCUUGUCCGCAAUAGGAAUGAACAACUGAUCACACAACAACAUACACGUAUCUCAACUAUUAUGCAGAACUAGAGAAGCCAGACACAAGUUUUCUACUUAUAAAAGACAAUGACUACUGAUGAAGGUGCCAAGAACAAUGGAGAAAGCCCAGCAGCAGCUGUUGCUGAACGAGGAGAGGAUAUUACCUCCAAGAAGGACAGAGGAGUAUUAAAGAUUGUCAAAAGAUUGGGAACUAGUGAGGAAACACCAAUGAUUGGAGACAAAGUUUAUGUCCAUUACAAAGGAAAAUUGUCAAAUGGAAAGAAGUUUGAUUCCAGUCAUGAUAGAAAUGAGCCAUUUGUCUUUAGUCUUGGCAAAGGCCAAGUUAUCAAGGCAUGGGACAUUGGAGUGGCUACCAUGAAGAAAGGAGAGAUCUGCCACUUACUGUGUAAACCAGAAUAUGCAUAUGGCUCAGCUGGCAGUGUCCCCAAAAUUCCCUCGAAUGCAACACUCUUUUUUGAGAUUGAGCUCCUUGAUUUCAAAGGAGAGGAUUUAUUUGAAGAUGGAGGCAUUAUCCGGAGAAUCAAACAGAAAGGAGAGGGAUACUCAAACCCAAAUGAAGGAGCAACAGUAGAAAUCCACCUGAUAGGCCGCUGUGGUGGACGGCUGUUUGAUUGCAGAGAUGUGAUAUUUAUUGUUGGCGAAGGAGAAGAUCAUGACAUUCCAAUUGGAAUCGACAAAGCCCUUGAGAAGAUGCAGCGGGAAGAACAAUGUAUUUUAUAUCUUGGACCACGAUAUGGUUUUGGAGAGGCAGGCAAGCCUAAAUUUGGCAUUGAACCUAAUGCUGAGCUUAUAUAUGAAGUUACACUUAAGAGCUUCGAAAAGGCCAAAGAAUCCUGGGAGAUGGAUACCAAAGAAAAAUUGGAGCAGGCUGCCAUUGUCAAAGAGAAGGGAACCGUAUACUUCAAGGGAGGCAAGUACAUGCAGGCAGUGAUUCAGUAUGGAAAGAUAGUGUCCUGGCUAGAGAUGGAGUAUGGUUUAUCAGAAAAAGAAUCGAAGGCUUCUGAAUCGUUUCUGCUUGCUGCCUUUCUGAACCUGGCCAUGUGCUACCUGAAGCUUAGAGAGUACACCAAAGCUGUCGAAUGCUGUGAUAAGGCCCUUGGACUGGACAGUGCCAAUGAGAAGGGCUUGUACAGGAGGGGUGAAGCCCAGCUGCUUAUGAACGAGUUUGAGUCAGCCAAGGGUGACUUUGAGAAGGUGUUAGAAGUGAAUCCCCAGAAUAAGGCUGCAAGACUGCAGAUCUCCAUGUGCCAGAAGAAGGCUAAGGAGCACAAUGAGCGGGACCGCAGGAUAUAUGCCAACAUGUUCAAGAAGUUUGCAGAGCAGGAUGCAAAGGAAGAAGCCAGUAAAGCAAUAGGCAAGAAAACUUUAGAAGGGGUCACUGAUGAAAAAGGAACAGAAGGUCAAGCAAUGGAAGAAGAGAAACCCGAAGGCCGCGUAUGACACCACGCUGUGGAGGGAAGAGAGUCCUAAUGAACUCAGCCCCCU
Messenger RNA from Trichechus manatus latirostris (Florida manatee), 6657 nucleotides. It is a transcript of the gene FKBP5, whose product is annotated as FKBP prolyl isomerase 5. Gene Ontology annotation, cellular component: cytoplasm. The transcript has 12 exons. The record is from RefSeq and is a predicted model, not a curated record. NCBI's taxonomy places the organism in Eukaryota, Metazoa, Chordata, Mammalia, Sirenia, Trichechidae. Gene Ontology annotation, biological process: protein peptidyl-prolyl isomerization. The coding region runs from base 5239 to 6612 and encodes 457 amino acids. Gene Ontology annotation, molecular function: protein binding; peptidyl-prolyl cis-trans isomerase activity.